Closterium sp. Naga37s-1 is the source of this 1131-nucleotide messenger RNA. The record is from the annotation of a GenBank genome assembly. NCBI's taxonomy places the organism in Eukaryota, Viridiplantae, Streptophyta, Zygnematophyceae, Desmidiales, Closteriaceae.
AUGCCGCAGCCACGUGUCCCGCUAGUGGAAUCAUCUCGCUUCAGGCUCGUGCCGCCGUUCGUGGUCGGCAUUGCGGUCGGAGCGUGCAUGAUUCUGCUCCAGCAGUCGCUUUCUUCCCGUCUAGCCGGCACAACUGCCGGCGACUGGCAGAAUGACCACCCACAGCCGACAUACCGCCGCUAUCCCUCAUUAUCUUCCGGUAAAAACGGUGAGGAUCUCGCCGGGCAAGAUGGCGGCGGUGAUGAGGCUCACGGCUCACCCUCCGCAUCAGACGCCGCAAAUGACGGCGUGAGUACCGGAGAGAGCAGCAGCGCGUACAACACGAGCUCGGGGAUCGUGGCGGGGAAAUUGAACGUGCAUCUGGUGCCGCACUCGCACGACGACUUGGGAUGGCUCAACACGGUUGAACAGUACUAUAUCACGGCCGUCCAGUUCAUCCUAGAGACGGUGGUGGACCAGCUGGAGGCGAAUCCGGACCGUCGAUUCAUUCAAGUGGAGCAGGGUUUCUUCUACCGCUGGUGGCAGCAGCAGUCGGAGGGCAUGAGGCAGCGCGUGCGUGCUCUCGUGCACUCGGGGCAGCUGGAGUUCAUCAACGGCGGGUGGGUGAUGCACGAUGAAGCGGUGUGCCACUACAGGGACGUGCUGCAUCACAUGUCGCUGGGCCACCGCUUCCUCCAAAGCCACUUCAACGCCACACCACGCAUCGCCUGGCAGAUCGACCCCUUCGGCCACUCCGCCACCCAAGCCAGCCUCAUCACAGCCCAGGUGCGCCCCUGUGAAUGUGGAUAUGGUGCGGGUGGGGCUGGUGCCCUGCAGAAUGCAUGUGGUGGCUCUUCAACGGCCCCCCCUCCAUCGCCUGGCAGAUGGACAGCCUUUGGCCACUCCACCAGUGAAGCUAGUCUCAUCACGGCCCGGCCCAGGUGCGGAGAGAUGAAGGGAGGGAAGGCGUGGCACUGCCUGGUGCGUGUGGUGGUGCUGUGCCGUGCAUUACAGGGCGGGCUAGACGCGGUGUUCUUUGCGCGGGCGGACUAUGAGGACAUAGCUCGGCGUAAGAGGGAGCGGAGCACCGAGUUUGUGUGGCGCGCCUCCCAGACGUUUGGCCGGCAGGCUGAGGUGAGAGUGAGAUCAUGA